Rana temporaria (common frog) is the source of this 3882-nucleotide messenger RNA. RefSeq names its product DEAH-box helicase 37 (gene DHX37). The transcript is spliced from 28 exons. The record is from RefSeq and is a predicted model, not a curated record. Bases 118 to 3579 code for a protein of 1153 amino acids. Gene Ontology annotation, biological process: maturation of SSU-rRNA from tricistronic rRNA transcript (SSU-rRNA, 5.8S rRNA, LSU-rRNA). Gene Ontology annotation, molecular function: RNA binding; ATP hydrolysis activity; ATP binding. NCBI's taxonomy places the organism in Eukaryota, Metazoa, Chordata, Amphibia, Anura, Ranidae. Gene Ontology annotation, cellular component: nucleolus; intracellular anatomical structure.
ACAUUGUACGUCACUUCCGCUUCCGGUGUAGCGGAAGCAGCAUGUGUCUUCCCUGCACAUACAUACACACGUUGGGGGAUUGUGGUGAAUGAUCGGUAGAGGUAACAGACUUUCACCAUGGGGAAAAUGAGAAAGAAGCACAACUGGAAGGCAAGGCAACAAGUAAAGUCUACAGAAGAUAACCCCUCAGAUCCCGAUCAACAAGUGCAAGUGGAGAUUGAAGGAGCUGAGCAGAUAAAGGGACUGGAUAAGAGCAAUGCACUAGUGUUACCUUCCAAAAAAGGCAAAAAGAAAACAAUUCAUGAGAAUGUUUCGACAAAAAAACCUUUAACCCGAAAACAGAAGAAGGCACUGCAGAAGGUUCUGGAGCAGAAAGAAAAGAAGAGUCAGAGAGCAGAUAUUCUCAGUAAGCUAAGUGAAGUGCAAGCUUCAGAGAAAGAGUUAAGUCUGCUGUAUACAACCUCUAAAUUGGGCACAGGUGAUCGACUAUUCGCCACCAAACGGUCCUUCGAUGAUACUGAUGGUCCAUCUCAGGGAUACAUAAGCAGCAUCAGUGGGGCCAAUAAGAAGCGCAGACGACGGUCUGAGGAAGACUCUGAUGAAGAGUCUGAUAAUGUUGAGCACACCAACAGCUCUGGUGAGGAGGAGGCGGAGGAGGAUGACGACACUGUAAAGGAUAAACUGGAAAAGGAUGCAGAUAUUGCAAACUCCACAGUGAAGCCUGUAGCUAUAACUCCCCUGCAAAACUGUCAUCUAAAAGACAAGUCUCUUCCUGCUAAAAGGCAACCAACAGCAACUCCAUCAUCAAAACCAGCAGUUUUUAUCCCUGUGGACAGGACUCCUGAAAUUCAGGAGGCCAGGUUAAAACUUCCUAUUUUAGCAGAGGAACAAGUCAUUAUGGAAGCCAUAAAAGAAAACCCUGUUGUAGUUCUGUGUGGAGAGACUGGUAGUGGAAAGACGACUCAGGUGCCACAGUUUCUAUACGAAGCUGGAUAUGGAAGUAGCAAUGAUAUAAUUGGUGUUACUGAACCACGACGUGUAGCAGCAGUGACCAUGUCACAGAGAGUGGCACUAGAAAUGAACUUACCUCAAAGUGUGAUCUCUUAUCAAAUCCGGUAUGAAGGGAAUGUCUCUUCUGAGACCAAAAUAAAGUUUAUGACAGACGGUGUCCUGCUGAAAGAAAUCCAAAAGGAUUUCCUAUUAAGCAAGUACAAAGUGAUAAUAAUUGAUGAAGCUCAUGAGAGGAGUGUUUACACUGAUAUUCUAAUCGGCCUCUUAUCGCGCAUUGUUCCUCUUCGGACAAAGAAAGGGAACCCUUUAAAAUUAGUUAUUAUGUCUGCUACGCUGCGCAUUGAGGAUUUCACAGAAAACAAGAGACUUUUCCCGCUGCCCCCUCCAGUAAUUAAAGUGGAUGCCAGGCAGUUUCCAGUCACUGUCCACUUCAAUAAGCGUACCCCAUUAGAUGACUAUACUGGGGAGUGUUUUAGAAAGAUCUGCAAGAUACACAGGAUGCUUCCUUCAGGGGGCAUCUUGGUGUUUCUCACAGGACAAGCAGAAGUGCAUUCCCUUUGUAGACGGCUAAGAAGAAUGUUUCCAUAUAGAGGAAAAAAACAGGCUCAGGCCGUAGAAGAAGAUGGCGACGACUCAGAAACGGUAAAAAAGCGUAAGAAUUCCAAGCAGAAAAACGUAACUUUGCCCAAAAUAAACUUGGACAAUUAUUCAGCUUUGCCACUGGAUGAAGGAGAUGAAGACCGGGAAGCUGGAGAGGACGGUGAUGAUGAAGAAGGGGAGGGAUCGGAUUCUGAUCUGGAUUUAGGAGAUGGAGGAUCUGAUGAAGAUGAAAAAGCAGACUCUUCCCUCCCACUCUAUGUGCUGCCAUUAUACUCGCUGUUGGCUCCUGAAAAACAGGCACAGGUAUUCCGUCCACCACCCAGUGGCACAAGGUUAUGUGUUGUGGCCACCAAUGUGGCAGAAACUUCUCUCACUAUCCCUGGGAUAAAGUAUGUGAUUGACUGUGGUAAAGUGAAGAAGAGAUUUUAUGACAAAGUGACUGGUGUAUCCUCUUUCCGUGUCGAAUGGACAUCGCAAGCCUCAGCUGAUCAGAGAGCUGGAAGAGCAGGACGUACGGAACCUGGUCACUGCUACAGGUUAUAUUCAUCAGCUGUCUUCAGUGAUUUUGAGCAGUUUUCUCAACCUGAGAUGACUAGGCGCCCUGUGGAAGAUCUAGUUCUUCAAAUGAAAGAUUUGAAUAUUGAAAAGGUAGUGAAUUUUCCAUUCCCUACACCUCCCUCUUCUGAUGCCCUGAUUGCAGCAGAAGAAUUGCUAAUCUCUUUGGGAGCAUUACAGGAGCCUCCAAAAACUGGCAGAUUAAAUUAUCUACAGAAGGCUAAACUCAGCAGUCCAAUCACUCCCCUAGGGAAGACCAUGGCAUCAUUUCCAGUAGCUCCACGCUAUGCAAAAAUGCUUGCUCUGGGGAAACAGCAUGACUGCUUACCGUAUGUUAUCACUAUAGUGGCAGCUAUGACCGUGAGAGAACUGUUUGAAGAGCUGGACAGACCAGCGAUUAGUGAUGAAGAGAAAGAGACACUGAAAGCCAAGAAGGCUCGAGUAUUACAGAUGCAGAGGAUAUGGGCAGGGCAGGGCCCUGCUCAAAAGCUUGGUGACCUGAUGGUUAUGUUAGGUGCAGUAGGUGCUUGUGAAUACUCAGGCUUGACUCCCAAAUUCUGUGAACGUAAUGGCCUUAGGUUUAAAGCCAUGAUGGAGAUAAGACGUUUAAGAGGACAACUUACUACUGCUGUAAAUUCUCUGUGCCCCGAUGUCACCAUAUUCCUUGAUUCUAAGAUGCCACCGCCUACAGAAUGCCAAGUGAACUAUUUGAGGCAGAUUGUGAUGUCCGGUUUAGGGGAUCGCAUUGCUAGGCGGAUUCGUCCUGAAGAACUUCUCAAUGAGAAGUGGAGAAGUGCUUAUAAGACUCCUCUGCUUGAAGAUCCAGUGUUCACCCAUCCAAACUCUUCCCUGUUCAAGCAGCUUCCCGAUUUUGUAGUUUACCAGGAAAUUUUUGAAACAACAAAGAUGUACAUGAAAGGUGUUUCAUCCAUAGAAUCUGAGUGGAUUCCUGCUCUGCUUCCACAAUACUGUCACUUUGCAGACCCUCUGGAAGACCCUCCACCAUUCUAUUGUGCUGAAACAGGAAGAAUAAAAUGUCACAGAACCAGUACUUUCUAUCGAGUUGGAUGGCAGCUGCCUGCUGUGAUUGUUGAUUAUCCGUGUGGUCUAGAAUGUUACAAAUAUUUUGCCAAGUUCUUGUUGGAAGGAAAGGUGAUAACAAAAUUGGGCUCCUACACCAGUAUUCUCUUGUCAAGCCCCACAACCAUGCUUAAAUCAUGGGCCAAACUACAACCUAGAACAGAAGUGUUACUAAAAGCCUUGGUUUCGGAGAAGGCAGAUAACCUCUCUUCCCUACUGGCUGCUUGGAAAAAGGACCCAAAAUAUUUACUACAUGCCUUUUGUCAGUGGAUUCCUGAAGCCAUACAUGAAGACGUAUCUAAAGCUUGGCCACCAGUCACCUCCUCUGAUUGAGUGCUGCACUUUAGCUGUCCAUAUAAUGAAUACUGACAAUACUUGUUGAAGAACCUUUGCCUAGGAGUGCCUUAAAUACUCAGUAUUUAGUCAAGAUCACAUUGCCCAGACUGUAUCGUAUUCUGUUCACCAACAUACUUUUAUAAUGGAUAUCAUACAUUGUUACAAUGUAACUAAGUUCUUAUUGCUUUUCGUGAAAUUCCUGUAUUAUAAUCUGCACAUGGCCAUCAAGGCCCCAUUGUGAUGGAGUACAUACUGUAACAUAUGUACAUACUGAAUUGAAAUGAAACAUUUGUAACUAAA